AUGGCGGGUGGGUGGCGGGCGCUGCUGCGCGCUGCCCGGCGCUACCCGUGGCCCACGAACGUGCUGCUCUACGCGGCGCUCUUCUCCGCCGGCGACGCGCUGCAGCAGCGGCUACGGGGCGGUCCGGCCGACUGGCAGCAGACGCGGCGCGUGGCCACCGUGGCCGUGACCUUCCACGCCAACUUCAACUACGUAUGGCUGCGCGUGCUGGAGCGCGCGCUGCCCGGCCGUGCUCCGCGCGCCGUGCUGGCCAAGGUGCUGUGCGAUCAGGCGAUCGGCGGGCCCGUGGCCGUCUCGGCCUUCUAUGCCGGCAUGAGUAUUCUCCAGGAAAAGGAUGACAUAUUUUUGGACCUGAAACAGAAAUUCUGGAAUACGUACAAGAGUGGUCUGAUGUACUGGCCCUUUGUGCAGCUGACCAACUUCAGCUUGGUUCCCACGCACUGGAGGACAGCUUACACUGGACUUUGUGGUUUUCUGUGGGCUACCUUCCUCUGCUUUUCACAACAGAGCGGUGAUGGCACGUUCAAGUCUGCUUUCACCUUCCUUCAUGUGAAAGAGGCCGGUGCCGUUGAAAGGCCUCCCGAGAAAUGA
This is a messenger RNA of Prionailurus viverrinus (fishing cat), 591 nucleotides long. It is a transcript of the gene MPV17L, whose product is annotated as MPV17 mitochondrial inner membrane protein like. Gene Ontology annotation, cellular component: cytoplasm; membrane. Bases 1 to 591 code for a protein of 196 amino acids. NCBI's taxonomy places the organism in Eukaryota, Metazoa, Chordata, Mammalia, Carnivora, Felidae. The record is from RefSeq and is a predicted model, not a curated record. The transcript is spliced from 4 exons.